Carassius carassius (crucian carp) is the source of this 3252-nucleotide messenger RNA. RefSeq names its product RING finger protein 150. The record is from RefSeq and is a predicted model, not a curated record. The transcript is spliced from 7 exons. The coding region runs from base 274 to 1533 and encodes 419 amino acids. NCBI's taxonomy places the organism in Eukaryota, Metazoa, Chordata, Actinopteri, Cypriniformes, Cyprinidae.
CGCGCUCCGUUUUUGUCACAACAGCUGAAGGCACCAUGGCUCCAUUGCGCCGCUUCUGCUCACGUUUUUACCCAACCAACGCGCCUCUCACACACGCAACAGGCUCUAGAGGUGAUUAAUUACCAAACUCCGUCUUCCAAGUUGAGUGUUUCGACCACGAGUGUCUGCGAUUGCACCGCGUAACGCGGUCGAUACGCACAAAGGCGGAGAUUAUGGAGUAAACGCGCGUCGCGCGGCCGCUAGACUCUCCAUAAUAAUCAGAAAUACACCGCUAUGGCACUCUCGGUGAUCCAGACGUGUCGUAGUCUGGCCCUGUCCACCUGGCUGCUGUCCUUCUGCUUCGUCCAUCUGCUGUGUUUGGACUUCACGGUGGCGGAGAAGGAGGAGUGGUACACGGCGUUCGUCAACAUCACGUACGUGGAUCCGGACACGGCCGAGGUGCGCACCGAGAAGACGGAGUGCGGGCGUUACGGGGAGCAGUCGCUCAAGCGCGAGGCCAGAGGCGUGCUGGCGAUGCCCGCCGCGCCGCAGCACAGAAACGCGUGCGAUCCCAACAGCAGAUUCACACCGCGCGGACACGGCGCGUGGAUCGCGCUCAUCAGCCGCGGAAACUGCACGUACAAAGAAAAAAUCCGAAACGCCGUGGGAAAAAACGCGUCCGCUGUGGUCAUAUUCAACGUGGGAUCCUCGAACCCCAAUGACACCGUCACCAUGCCUGAUACAGGCUCCGGUGACGUGGUGUCCAUCAUGAUCCCUGAACCGAAGGGUCGUGAGCUGGUUCUUCUGAUGGAGAGGAACAUCACUGUUUUCAUGCACAUCACCAUCGGGACACGCAACCUCCAGAAAUACGUCAGCCGCACCUCCGUGGUCUUUGUCUCCAUCUCCUUCAUCAUCCUCAUGAUCAUCUCGCUGGCCUGGCUCGUCUUUUACUACAUCCAGCGCUUCAGAUACGCCAACGCUAGAGACCGCAACCAGAGGAGGCUGGGAGACGCCGCCAAAAAAGCCAUCAGCCAGUUACAAGUGCGGAGCAUCAGGAAAGGCGAUCAGGAAACGGAGAGUGAUUUCGAUAACUGUGCCGUGUGUAUCGAGGGCUAUAAACCAAAUGAUGUGGUGAGAAUCUUACCUUGCAGGCAUCUGUUUCAUAAGAGCUGUGUCGACCCAUGGCUGGUGGACCAUCGCACCUGUCCCAUGUGUAAAAUGAACAUCCUCAAAGCUCUCGGCCUCACGUCAAGUGCAGAGUGUCUGAAUGAACUUCCUCUGGACUACGAGCUCGCCGUGGGGGGCGUGGCUCUCAACGCCAUGGUGAUGAGCGAUGAUGUCAUGGUUGGUGAUGUCGUCGGGGGGCGUGACCCUGGUGUGAGGAUGGUGGGUCUCCCUCAGGUCCUCCUGGACUCUGAGCCGCUGUCCCAGGACACCUUGCCAACCGAACAGAGUGAGUUACAGCUAAUAGCCAGCAGCAGUUCAGAAGUGUCGCUUGUGAUGGGGGCGGGGCAUUUGGACAUUGACACGCCCAUUGAUGACCCAAAGUGCUGAUCUGGUCACGCCCACUCGUGCUGAAAAGUUUGAGUGACCACAGCGACGGGUUUAGAGUGUAACAAACACUGCCUGCCAAGUACAUACUACAAUCCACAUCCAAUGUUACAUUCAUUUCAUCUUCCUUCCUUUCUCUCUGAAAAGCAGGGUAAAGUCUGUUCUCUCUCGCCCGCAGUGCACACUACAGUAUGCACUUGAGCUAAAGCACUUGUUCGGUAUCAGCAGACGAUCGGUUCUGCUCGGCUCGACAAUCUUCUCUUUCUUACCGUUUCACCAUUUGUCUGUGAUCCCAGCGGGAAGAACGUGUCAAAGACUAUUUUGAAUCUGAUCAGAAGUGGUUUAUUUUUCUAUAGAGAAGCAUUUGAUGUGCUCAAGUUCUGCAGUAUUAAAAAAAAAACAAACAAGAGAGAGAGCGAGAGAAUCUCGGUAUUUAAAGUUUCGGGACUUGACCCUCGCCGAAGAUGCGUGUGACGGACGUCGUACGGGACAAAACUGAGGGACUUUCUGGGAAGUGCUCUUUGGGUUCUGUGGAGCAGGACGUGUGAUGUCUGCUGUGCAUGCCACAUGCCCUCUCCACGACAUUUAAAGGGAUAGUUUCUCAAAAAUGAACGUUUACUGAUGGUGUCUUAACCCUCAGUACAUCCGAGAUUUGAGAAGAACACAUUUGGAGAAAUGUAGCAUAGCAUCAGUGUCUCAGCAAUGGAUUUGAAUGGGUGCCGUCAGAAUGAGAAUCCAAACAGCUGAUAAAAAUAUCACAGUAAUCCACAGCUGUCCAGUCCAUCAGUUAACAUCUGGAGCUGAAACAAAUCAAUCAAGACAUUUUGGGAGAGACAACCUGAGAUGGAUUUUUUUCAGUGUUAUUAUGGAUUAUGGACUUUUUUUCUUUUUAGUGGCAAGCAGAGGUCUGAAGUUAAAAACAUCUUUAAUUAUGGAUUUGUUUCUUACAAACAUGCAGCUUUUGUCUUCUCCAGAUGUUAACUGAUGGACUGGAGUGUUGUGGAUUAUUGUGAUGUUUUUAUCAGCUGUUUGGACUCUCAUUCUGACGGCACCCAUUCACUGCAGAGCAUCCAUUGAUGAGACACUGAUGCAAUGCUACAUUUCUCCAAAUGUGAUGAAGAAACAAACUCAUUCUAAUCUUGGAUGAUCUGAGGGUGAGUGAAUUCUCAGCAAAUGUUUGUCUUUGGGUGAACUGUUUCUUUAAAGGCAUAGUUCACCUCAUAAGUAUUCGUUCCGUUACUGUUUAUGCACCCUCGGGUCGUUCCAAAUCUCUAUUAUUAUUUCUUCUUUUAUGUACAACUCCAGAAUCACUUGUGAAGUAUAUUCAAACGGUUUCAGAUGUUCUUUGUCAAAUCAAACUCCUGGAGUGACGUGAGAGUGAGUAAAUUAUUAUUUUCAGGUGCACUGUUCCUUUAAAUUUGUAACUCGCUCUUAUAUUGUAAAUAGAGAAUAAUUUGUUCCAGUUUUCUCCUUUAUUGCUAAGUUUUUCCAUCAUGCACUUUAUGUAUUUAAAGGUUGGAUUUCGUUUUGAGAUUCGAAGUUCGGUCACAAGUUUGUGUAUUCACACACACACACACACACACACACACAAACACAGUCUAAGUAGAGGUUUGUUUCAUUUCAUGCUCAGUAUUUUGCACGUGUUUCAGUCAGACUGUGAUUUGAAUAUUAAUAAAUGUUAAUGUAUUUUUUGGGGGGGCUAAACGUCGUGCUUCUCAUUUA